AUGUCACUUAUGCGAGAGACCACUCGAGUGACGUCGCGUUCGUCCUGGCCAAUCAAGUCGCACUCAAGUCCUCAGUGCGCUCCUCAAGUCCAUCCUCGGAGCUCCUUCUCAUUCGUGAUGGCCCGGAAGAGCAUCAGCACUCGACCCUGUCGCACCAUAAGUGUGUUAGUGCGAGCCAAAAAUGUGGCAGAGGAAGAGAUCCUCGGGACGCCAGUGCUUGGCUCCAUUGCGGUCUCUGGUCGUGGCUACACUAGUGUGUGA
Peronospora matthiolae is the source of this 261-nucleotide messenger RNA. Lineage: Eukaryota; Oomycota; Peronosporomycetes; Peronosporales; Peronosporaceae. The record is from the annotation of a GenBank genome assembly.